Molecule: messenger RNA, 2298 nt
Organism: Xiphophorus couchianus (Monterrey platyfish)
Lineage: Eukaryota; Metazoa; Chordata; Actinopteri; Cyprinodontiformes; Poeciliidae
Gene: traip
Product: TRAF-interacting protein
Exons: 16
Coding region: 207-1553 (448 amino acids)
Biological process (GO): replication fork processing; protein ubiquitination
Cellular component (GO): site of DNA damage; nucleus
Molecular function (GO): ubiquitin protein ligase activity
Source: RefSeq, a predicted model, not a curated record
GUCUAGCGGGGAAACACACAGAUGGAGGAAGUGUUGUGUGACUGUUAGCUAGCUAUGGUUUGAGUUACAAUGUGGCGCUAACUAGUUUCAAAUAAAGCUUUACGGAUAUGUUUAGGGAUGCUUGAGGUUGUUACGAAGGACUGUGCUGUAACUUAGCGUCUCUAUUUAGUCGAGCCUUUUUUUCUUUUCCGGCUUUUUAAAAAAAAAUGCCCAUUCGAGCCUAUUGUACAAUCUGCUCGGACUUCUUUGAUCACGCCAGAGAUGUGGCUGCCAUUCACUGCGGACACACUUUUCACUAUGAAUGUCUUCUUCAGUGGUUUCAGACCGCUCCUACCAAAACCUGUCCUCAGUGCAGGAAACAGGUCAGCACCAGACACAUCAUCAACAAACUGUUCUUUGACAUUGGAGGAGAGGGGGAGGAAGGGUCUGCAGACCCAGAGAGCCUGCAGAAUGAGAUUGAUCGAAUGAAGGCACUGCUAAGCUCUAAAGAUCGAGACUGGCAGGAGAAACAGAAGGCGAUGGACGGCUUGAAGGACACGGUGAACAAGCAGAGGAGAGACCUGGACGCCAUGCGGAAAGAGGUCAUGGAAAAGGAGAUGCUCUGCGUCGCUCUUAAAAAGCAGAUGGUUUAUUUGGAGACUCAGCAGAACGAAAUUCAGGCGGCGAAGGAGGAGGUCCGCAGACUGAGGGGCAAAAUGAAAACCUUUGAAAGCCUGAAUGUGCUGCUGCAGGGUCAGCGAGGCGAAGUGGAGUCCAUGAUCACAGAUAUGGGUGUGAGCCAGGCAGCAGUGGAGCAGCUCUCCAUUUACUGCAUCUCUCUGAAGAAAGAAUAUGAUAACCUCACAGGAAGACUCAAGUCUUCAAACGACAUGUGCGAGAAGCUGAAGAGAGAAGUUCUCUCCUCAGACAGCAAGCUGCAGAAGGCUUCCCGGGAGGCGCUUCAGCUCAAAGAGGAGUUGAAGUCUCUGCAGAAAGACCUGGUCGGCGCCGACAAGGAGAUCUCCAGUCUCAAGAAGAAAGUGGAGUUUCUCCAGAAGACUCUGAGCACGCCGACACGCACCAACGAAGCCCUCAGCAGACUCGUCUUCGAAAGCCCGGCGCCUCUGGAACUGAAGCCCCCCCGCCUCCACCAGCCGGCGCACGGCGACGACAUCGACCUCAACAUGACCUAUGACAUCGCCACGCCCGACGUCGCGUCAAAGAGACCGGCCCAGGUUCCCUCGAAGAAGAUGCGGCUGGAGCGACCUGGAACGUCUUCGUCGAAAUACGGAGAGAAACUUUCCUCUCUGAGCAAGAAUGAAGAUUCAACGCUUGAUCCUUUUUUGAGGAACUCCCUUCUGUUCAGAAAGAAGAUUCUUAGAAGCAUGUUGGACCCUCAGAAGAAGGCUGGAGUCGUCCAAACUGGCUACGAUGGAUUAGGAGGACGGACUAAAUUCAUCCAACCUUCUCCUUUAUCCGAGAUCCGGCCUCUGCUGAAAGCCAAAAGGAAAAAAGUAACUCGGCCUCCCUCUACGAUUCCAACAUGUCCGACUCUGGACAGCUUCCUGGAAUGAAGUCGGGACGUUUGGGGGAGAAACAAAUCAGUGGUGCUGCUGUGGCUUAGGAGGGGGCCCACAGCAGGGGGACCAGAAGGAGGGACGGGUCAAGCGGCAGAACUUUGUAAUUACUUCUUUAUUAAAAGUCAGGAGAAUGCACCUCAGAAAACAACAAAUGGUGCCUUUAUUUUUUAACAUCAACAUGUCUGAUGUAUAGUCUUUUUUUGUUGUGUGUUAUAAAUUUGUUUAGAACACAAAUUCAGUUUGUCCUGAACCAUAAUAGAACCAUUAUUGUCUGAGUUUAUUUUCCCGCUUUCAGAUGAUUUUCACGGCAUUAUGUCAUAAAGAUUCACAGUUAGAUUAAUUAUGUUAUAGUUUUUUGUUUCUUUUAAAUCUCUCGCUUAAUGUCAACCAGCUCAAAAAUAAACUUAUUUUUUAUUGAGUCUGUGUUUUUUACUAAUAUUUGCACUGAGCGGUGCUCUCCAGCAGAGGGCAGUACAAACUAUUUUAUUUAUUCCUUUAACAUUACGUGUCUAUUGGUCUGAUGUAGUACUUUUUACUUAAGGAACUGAAAUUGUAAUUUUCAUAGCUGUAAGCCAUAAUCCAAAUUAAAUAAUUUCUUUUCUAAUUGAAGAACAAGCUGCAAACAAAUUUUUUGUGAUGUAAACGUGAAUUAAGUGAAGGUAACUGCUCAGUUCUGAUAGGAUUCAGUUAGUUACUGUGAUGUAACACAACUAACAUGAAACCAUGUUUCAGGUCAAGG